GAAGCAGAAACAAUUGUAGGAUUGGUACUCAGCAUCUUCUGAGGUUAUCUCUCUGGUUUCCUCUAUUUCAGGCAGAAACUUGCCUUGAUUGACGUGCAAAAGCAAGUGGCAGAAGUUCCACCAAAAGAAUUCCAGAAACGUGGAUCACUUCAGUACCAGUUUGGCAGUGAAUUGCUUCAGCUUCCUGUCCACUUAUUCAAAAUAAAAGAUGUUGGAAGCCAGAUAGAGGAAAGCCUGCAAGACUUAGUAGAGACCACAUAUGAACAGCUUCCCAGUGAUGCACCAGCAAAAGCCCUCAAGCUUAUGCACCUCUUCCGUGCUGCAAAUGAGGAGAAUUAUGAGUCGAUAUGGAAACAAUUCUCAAGUCGGCCAGCAUACAGGCGCUACAUUUUGGAUGUACUUCCUGCAGCAGCCAAUCACCGUUCACUGAGAUUCUUGAGGCGUAAAAUGGAAAGGCAAGAGCUCACCAACUGGGAAAUGGCUCAGACGGUGCUUAUGGCUCUCCACUCAAGCUCACCAACUCAAGACGUGAUGGAAGAAGCUACACUCAUUGUGAAAAAACAUUGUCCACGCUCAAGUAGUGUACUUGGAAAGGUUUGCCACCUCAGCUAUGCAUCACUGUGCCACAAACAGUGCUCUUCAUCAGACUCCUGCUCUGAAUGUCUCCAGCUACUCCAUGGCUUUGCAGGAGAGGCAUUGAGCAAAUCUAACACAGAAGAAAUCUUGCUGGCCUUGAAAGCCCUUGGAAAUGUAGGACAUCCAGCCAGCAUCAAGCACAUCAAGAAAUUUUUGCCCAGCUAUGCAGCUGGUGCCUCAGAUCUGCCCCUCAAGGUCCAUGCAACUGCUGUGAUGUCCCUGAAAAGCAUAGGCACGAGAGACCCGAAAAUGGUCCAGGCUAUUACCCUUGAGAUUUUCCUGAAUCACAAGAUUCAUCCUCGAAUCCGAAUGUUAGCUGCAGUGGUUUUGCUUGAAACUAAGCCAGGUCUUCCAAUCCUGAUGACAUUAGCUGAUGCUGUGCUGAAGGAUCCUAGCAUGCAAGUGGCAAGUUUCAUUUACUCACACCUGAGGGCCCUGGGCAGAAGCACAGCUCCAGAUCUUCAAAUGAUGGCUUCUGCCUGCAGAAUGGCUGUCAGAGCUUUAAGUCCCAAAUUUGACAGAUCUGGAUACCAGUUCAGCAAAGUUUUCCGCUUCAGUAUGUUUAAAGAGGUUCUUAUGAGUGGACUGGCUGCUAAAUAUUUGGUACUGAAUAAUGCAGGAAGCUUAAUUCCAACAAUGGCAGUGUCCCAGCUGCGGACACAUUUCCUUGGAAGAGUUGCUGAUCCCAUAGAGGUGGGAAUAGCAGUUGAAGGACUUCAGGAGAUGUUUGUUAGAGGUUACUCUCCUGAUAAGGACUGGGAUACUAGCUAUGACUUCAGAGAAAUCCUAAAAAAGCUAUCGGACUGGAAGGCACUCCCCAGUGACAAACCCUUUGCAUCAGGUUACUUGAAGAUGUUUGACCAAGAGUUGCUCUUUGGCGGAAUCGAUAAAAACACCAUCCAAAAUGUGUUGCAGGCAUGGUACGGACCUGAUGAAAAAAUCCCUUCAAUAAGGAGAUUAAUCAGUAGCCUUCAAAGUGGCAUAGGAAGGCAAUGGACUAAGGCUUUACUAUCCUCUGAGAUUCGUCGUAUCGUGCCUACCUGUAUUGGAUUCCCAAUGGAGACCAGCUUCUAUUACUCUUCUGUCACAAAAGUGGCAGGAAAUGUUCAAGCGCAAAUUACACCUUCUCCACGGUCUGAUUUCAGACUGACUGAGUUACUAAAUUCCAACAUUAGGCUGCGUUCCAAAACGAGUCUGAGCAUGGCUAAACAUAUGACCUUUGUAAUUGGGAUCAACACAAACAUGAUCCAAGCAGGAUUGGAAGCACACAUCAAGGUAAAUGCUCAUGUACCUGUGAAUGUUGUUGCCACUGUCCAAAUGAAAGAAAGAAGUAUCAAAGCUGAAAUUCCAUCAUGCAAAGAAGAGACUAAUUUAAUUACUGUAAGUGCGCACAGCACGGUAGGAGCCUUCAAGAGGAAGAGAGUGCUAUCAAAUGAAUACAAAUUCAUCUUUCAUAUAGGGAGCCAGCAUCUUAAUUACCAACCUGAUUUUGGUGAAAACAAGGUUUAUACAUACGAUCAUGAAAGCAUACUUCUCAGUGGAAUUCCAGAGAAAGGACUUGCAAGAGCUGGAAUAAGGAUAAGAAGCAAGGUGGAAAUUAGUGGUAUUGGACCAAAACUUUGUAUUAUUAGGAUUCACUCAACUGAAGCAGAAGAGUACAAUGGCAUCUGGCCUACAAGCUCAUUCUCUCGAUCACUCAAACUGACUCAGGCACUAACUGGACAACUUAGUAAUCCCAUCAAGUUUGAGUAUAGCAAUGGCCACAUUGGAAACGUUAUGGCUCCUGAUUCUGUCUCGGACGAUGGUCUGAACAUCUACAGAGGGAUUCUCAAUAUGCUGGAGCUCAGUAUGAAGAAGAUGCAGCAUUCAUACAGUUUACAGGAGGCUGGGAUCGGAGGUAUUUGUAACACAACAUAUGCAAUUCAGGAAAACAAGAAAGCAAACCUAGUCUAUGUGACCAAAUCCAAGGAUCUGAACAGUUGUGAAGAGAAAGUCCAAGUGGUCAUAGGUUCAGCAUACACUCAGCCGUGCCAGACCUGUCAGCAGAGAAACAAGAAUUCCCGGGCAACUGCUACUUAUAAUUACAAAAUUAAAUAUGCUCGUAAUGAAGCUGUAAUCACACAAGCUAAUGUCGAGGAAAUCCACCAGUUCACACCUUUCCAUGAGAUAACAGGAGGAAAUGCUAUGGUAGAAGCAAGGUACUGUACAUAUGCCUUUAAUUCAGCAGCUAACUCAGCAUCUCAGUAGUCUGGUCAAACUCCGUAACUGAAAUAA
Molecule: messenger RNA, 2910 nt
Organism: Meleagris gallopavo (turkey)
Lineage: Eukaryota; Metazoa; Chordata; Aves; Galliformes; Phasianidae
Source: RefSeq, a predicted model, not a curated record